This is a messenger RNA of Diatraea saccharalis (sugarcane borer), 1866 nucleotides long. Lineage: Eukaryota; Metazoa; Arthropoda; Insecta; Lepidoptera; Crambidae. The record is from the annotation of a GenBank genome assembly.
AUGUCGACGAACGAAGGAGAUCCACCUCCUCCAGUGAAGCGCUACAGACGCGUUGAGAAAUCGUCAGAAUCUGAAACCGAAGAGGUUGACAAUUACGAACCUUAUAUACCAGUGAAAGAAAGAAAAAAACAAAAAUUGCUAAAACUAGGGAGACUCGGUCAACUUGCCGCUGAAGCUUCCACGGAGCCGAAGAGCUCUAGUGAUAACGAUCCAGAUGAUGAAACAUCUCAAGAAGAAUGGGGUCGUCGAUACAAUGUCUCCUUGCUGGACCAGCACAGUGAACUGAAGAGGCUUGCGGAAGCUCGAGCAUUGUCUGCGGCCGAGAGACAGGCCCGGGAGGAGCAGCAUAUCUUGGAGAGUGUGGCGCAGAGCAAAGCGCUAAUGGGUGUAGCGGAAUUGGCUAAAGGUAUACAGUAUGAGGAUCCAAUAAAGACUUCUUGGCGACCACCUCGUUGUAUUCUGGAGCUGCCUGAGGAGAGACACGAGCGUGUCAGGAGGGAGCUGAGGAUACUGGUCGAAGGUGAUGAUGUACCACCUCCCAUCAAGACAUUCCAACAUAUGAAGUUUCCUAAAGGUAUUCUGAGAGGAUUGGAAGCUAAAGGCAUAAAGAAACCCACCCCCAUUCAGGUGCAGGGUAUACCCGCUGUACUCAGCGGUCGCGAUAUGAUCGGUAUAGCUUUCACAGGUUCCGGUAAAACUUUAGUUUUUACACUGCCUUUGCUGAUGUUCUGUCAGGAGCAGGAGACGAAGAUGCCCUUCAUCAGGAACGAAGGUCCAUACGGUCUGAUAAUAUGCCCCUCCCGUGAAUUAGCAAAACAAACGCAUGAUAUAAUACAGCAUUUUGUUAAACACCUAAAACUUGCUGGCUGUCCAGAGAUAAGGAGCUGUCUCGCUAUUGGAGGGGUGGCAGUAUCAGAAUGUAUGGAAGUGGUACAACGUGGUGUCCACAUUAUGGUCGCCACGCCUGGUAGACUUAUGGACAUGCUGGAUAAGAAAAUGGUUCGUUUGAACGUGUGUCGUUACUUGUGCAUGGAUGAAGCGGAUCGUAUGAUCGACAUGGGCUUCGAGGAGGACGUCAGGACUAUAUUCUCUUACUUUGCGGGACAGAGACAGACUCUAUUAUUCAGUGCCACCAUGCCCAAAAAAAUACAGAACUUUGCCAGAUCGGCCCUGGUGAAACCGGUGACCGUGAACGUGGGCCGCGCGGGCGCCGCGUCGCUGAACGUGCGCCAGGAGCUGGAGCCGGUGCAGGCGGAGGCGCGCACGGUGCACCUGCUGCAGUGCCUGCAGAAGACCGCGCCGCCCGUACUCGUGUUCGCCGAGCGCAAGCAGGACGUGGACGCCAUACACGAGUACCUGCUGCUCAAGGGUGUGGAAGCAGUCGCCAUUCACGGUGGGAAGGAUCAGGAGGAGAGAUCGAGGGCAGUGGAAGCGUUCAGGAGAGGGGAGAAGGAUGUACUGGUGGCCACAGAUGUCGCCAGCAAGGGUCUCGAUUUCGCGAACAUUCAGCACGUCAUCAACUACGAUAUGCCCGAGGACAUAGAGAACUACGUCCACCGUAUCGGUCGUACGGGGCGCGCGGGGGGCGAGGGGGUCGCUACCACCCUACUGGGUCGCGCCGCGGACACUAGUGUGCUGAGGGACCUGGCACACUUGCUGCGGGAAGCUGGACAGAAGGUGCCCUCGUUCUUACUGGACAUGAUAGGGGAGCCCGACGUGCCGCAGCCCGACGGGCAGGGCUGCUCCUACUGCGGGGGACUCGGGCAUAGGAUCACAGAAUGUCCCAAAUUGGAGGCGGUGCAAAACAAGCAGGCUUCGAACAUUGGACGUCGCGAUUACUUGGCCAAUACCGCUGCUGAUUAUUAG